Zingiber officinale is the source of this 481-nucleotide messenger RNA. Its product is annotated as phytosulfokines-like. Gene Ontology annotation, biological process: cell population proliferation. Gene Ontology annotation, cellular component: extracellular region. Lineage: Eukaryota; Viridiplantae; Streptophyta; Magnoliopsida; Zingiberales; Zingiberaceae. The record is from RefSeq and is a predicted model, not a curated record. The coding region runs from base 54 to 287 and encodes 77 amino acids. The transcript has 2 exons. Gene Ontology annotation, molecular function: growth factor activity.
CUCCUCCCUCUUCCAACCAAAACAACUCCAUCAUUAACUCGCUCUAUCAGACAAUGUCCAAGUCAACCGCCCUCCUCCUCCUCAUUGCUCUUCUCCUCUUCGCCUCUCUUGCUGAAGCAGCAAGGCAUGAACCAGCUGAUCCCGCAAAUGCCCAGCAGCAAGUUGGGGAAUCAGAAGAGAUAGAGGAAGGCUGUGAACAGGUUGGGGAGGAUGAGUGCCUAAUGAGGAGAACACUGGAGGCUCACACUGACUACAUUUAUACUCAAGGGAAGGGCAAGAAGCAUUGAUAUGGAUGACAAGCUCUGUUUUUGAAGUUCUUUUUUUAUUCUUCUUUAUUUGAUGAAUAUUAAAUCUCAAGUUUAAGCUGUUAUUGCUACCAAAGUUUCUUCUCCUUCUUCUUCUCCUCCUUCUUCUUCUCCUCUUUUUAAUAUAUGUUUUUUUUCAUUAGAAUAUUAAUAAAUAAUGCUGUUUUUUGAGUUCA